CUCAGUCACCGCCAGGCCAGGACUGUAAUGACGCCUAUCCUCCAAGGCAAAGGCCGCCCAUUGGCUGGGACAAGACUUGACUCAUUCCAGGAAGCCGCAGCCAGACAGCAAGUCAGACUCAGGUGUCUACCCAGCCAAGCAGCACGUAACAGUGGAACGGACAGAGACAGUGGUCUGCAACAUCUCUCUGCUGCUGGCAGCAUGGUGCUCAGGAUGGAGAACGUGCCCAGCGACCUGACCCCUGAGGAGUGUCAAGAACUUGAGAACAUCCGCCGACGCAAGCAGGAGCUGCUGGCAGAUAUACAGCGUCUGAAAGAUGAGAUAGCAGAGGUCACUAAUGAAAUCGAGAACCUGGGCUCUACAGAAGAGAGGAAAACCAUGCAGAGGAACAAGCAGGUGGCGAUGGGCAGGAAGAAGUUCAACAUGGACCCUAAGAAGGGAAUCCAGUUCCUGAUAGAGAACGACCUCUUGAAGAACACCCGCGAUGACAUUGCCCAGUUCCUCUACAAAGGGGAAGGGCUCAACAAGACAGCCAUUGGCGACUACUUGGGUGAAAGAGAUGAUUUCAAUAUCCAGGUGUUGCACUCAUUCGUGGAGCUGCAUGAGUUUACAGACCUCAACCUUGUCCAGGCACUGCGGCAGUUCCUUUGGAGCUUCCGGUUGCCGGGCGAAGCACAAAAGAUUGAUCGGAUGAUGGAAGCCUUUGCACAACGGUACUGUCAAUGCAACCCCGGUGUCUUCCAGUCAACAGAUACCUGUUAUGUGCUCUCGUUUGCCAUCAUCAUGCUCAACACCAGUCUUCAUAAUCCCAACGUUAAGGACAAGCCGACAGUGGAGCGCUUCAUUGCCAUGAAUCGUGGCAUCAAUGAUGGCGGGGACCUGCCCGAGGAGCUACUUAGGAAUCUGUACGACAGCAUUAAAAACGAGCCCUUCAAAAUUCCCGAGGAUGAUGGCAAUGACCUGACGCACACUUUCUUCAACCCAGACCGUGAAGGCUGGCUUCUGAAGCUCGGUGGCCGGGUGAAGACGUGGAAACGGCGCUGGUUCAUCUUGACGGACAACUGCCUUUACUACUUUGAGUACACCACGGACAAGGAGCCACGAGGCAUCAUUCCCUUGGAGAAUCUGAGUAUCCGUGAGGUUGAAGAUUCCAAGAAGCCCAACUGCUUCGAGCUAUAUAUCCCUGACAACAAGGACCAGGUGAUCAAGGCUUGCAAGACUGAGGCAGACGGGCGUGUGGUGGAAGGGAAUCACACUGUGUACCGCAUCUCUGCACCCACCCCAGAGGAGAAGGAAGAGUGGAUGAAAUGCAUCAAAGCUGCAAUUAGCCGGGAUCCAUUCUACGAGAUGCUUGCUGCACGCAAGAAGAAGGUCUCCUCCACCAAGAGACAUUAGCCACAUGGCUUUGUUGAGUAGCAGUGACAUUGGCAGCUGUUGCCUCUCCGUCUCCUGGCGCAGAGGAAGAGGAGCGAGACGACACAGACCCGCCUGCUCUGCAUUAUGACCCCAAGGGGGACUAGCUUCAGCUUUUGCUAUUCUUUUCUGGUUUGGGGGCAGGAAGAGUUCUGGGGGGUAGGCUAUGUUGAUGGCAACCACCAGCUCUCACUGACUUAUUUAAAUUGCAAGAAUGCCACCUCCCUGCCAGCCCCUCAGCUGAGCAGCUUGAAGCCCAAGUGGCAGGAAGAGAAGAAUUAUUGGGGUCUUUUCUGCUACCACGGCUUACUUGUUCAUUGCCUGUGCCGAUGGUGAGGCAGACCUAUUCAAGCUGCCAGCAAGAAGUGUCGGCUGUACCAGGCUUUAGGCCUAAUACUCUCUGAGACCCUGAAUCAGGAAUGGACCACGAACUGCCAAAGGCAUAGAUCAGUCUGCAGCAGAGGUUGGGGGCAUGGCUCUCUAGCAUUGAAGCAGAGAGAUCCCUGUGGCCCUCUGCAUCACCAUGUUGCUCCCUGUUCUUUGGUCAGGUAAGCCCAACGGCUUCUUUCCCCCAAAGCAGUUGAGCUGUAUGCUCUUUUAUGUUUAGUUUCCAGGGUUCUCUGUCGCAAGGAGUUUUAUUAACCAUGUUGAGUAAUAAGCAACCAAGAAUGUCAGUCCCAACUGCUGGCAUGAUGAAUAGCAAGGGCUGCCACCUCCAGGAUUUCCCCUGCCCUCGUUCUAGAGGGCACUGACUUAGGCUGCCUCGUAUGUGAAGCAGGAAUGAGGCCAGCAGAGGGAUCACUCAAGCAACCUUGCCAAGAUGAGAAGGCGGUGCUCUUGUGAUCUAGCGGCAUGCAUGUGGUUGUGGGUUGGCAGGAGGCGUAACCUUCAUGGAUGCUUUACAGGGAGGCUUUUCACCCCUUUGCCAGUGGCUUCUGGGAACCAUCUCGCCCAGCAACUGGACACAAAAAUUUAUCCCUGCAGCUAUAAUUUCCUCCAUUUUUGUUUGUUUGUUUGACAUUGCAAUCGGGAGCAGACAUGGCUGAAGAAAAAAGACCUGCACCAUUCCCUGCUACCCUGAAGAAAGAAGUUGAAACAGGCUGGCUCUGGAUUCUUUGACAUGGGCUAUCUUCUUACAGUUGCACUUUUCAGUAGAGGGAGUGGAUGGAUUGGGAUGAAGGCUGUGGGGGCACUUUUUGGCUCUGAAGCACAAGCAGAUGAUUGGUUGCUGGGGAACCAUUGGAAGCCCAGGGUGGGUGGGGUAUGAGAUGAUGGCUUAUGCCUGGAGCACUGAGCUGGGGUAGGCCAUAAGAAGACGGUUUUCCCCAACUGUUGAUUUCUUUAUGCGCCUUGGAAAAGCUUCAGUUCCCCCCCCCCCAGCUCAGUAUUAAUCUAUUUAUCGGAGAUGUACAUACUCUCUGUGUAGAUUUUUCUCCUUUUAGAUUAUUUUGUAUUUGUUUUUAAAUAAGAGGAUUGUUUUCUGUGAAACAUAGCAGAAUUCUUAAAAAUUGCUGUGGCACAAGGGGGGGGGGGCGGGAAGCGAGGAAGGUGGAAGUUACUCCUGGUCAAAGAGUUUGGUUACAGUUUUUUGUGUUGAAUCCUUUUCCACCCCCAUUGUUGGGUUUUUGUUGCCACAACCUUGUGAUGUAGCACAGAGCAACUGCAGCAAAUAAAUGUUGAUCUCACACUUG
Molecule: messenger RNA, 3104 nt
Organism: Lacerta agilis (Sand lizard)
Lineage: Eukaryota; Metazoa; Chordata; Lepidosauria; Squamata; Lacertidae
Gene: CYTH1
Product: cytohesin 1
Exons: 13
Coding region: 28-1395 (455 amino acids)
Biological process (GO): regulation of ARF protein signal transduction
Molecular function (GO): guanyl-nucleotide exchange factor activity
Source: RefSeq, a predicted model, not a curated record